Ceratitis capitata (Mediterranean fruit fly) is the source of this 1015-nucleotide messenger RNA. Its product is annotated as proline-rich 33 kDa extensin-related protein. The record is from RefSeq and is a predicted model, not a curated record. NCBI's taxonomy places the organism in Eukaryota, Metazoa, Arthropoda, Insecta, Diptera, Tephritidae. The transcript is spliced from 2 exons. Bases 56 to 955 code for a protein of 299 amino acids.
CUCUAUUAGAAUACAGACUUCACAACUGUAACCACAGCGGUUCAAAGAAAAGAAAAUGAAACUUUUGCUGUUUGUGUUCCUGUACGUAGCAGCCACAGCUGCUGAUGUUAGUCAUUUGCCGUCCAACGAAUACUUGCCUCCAGUUCAAGAAGCGCCAGUUACAGUGCCAUCAAACGAAUAUUUGCCCCCCGCUCAAGAGGUUGCUCCAGGCGCUGCACCAGUCUACGCUCCGGCUCCAGCCCACAUUUUGGCAGAUGAUGGUUAUCAUUACAAGACACAACGUCGAGUUGUAUACCGUCGCAACCGACGUGAUGUAAGCCAUUCGCCUUCUAGUGAAUAUUUACCUCCAGUUCAGGAAGCUUCGCCUGUAAUACCAUCAAAUGAAUACUUGCCCCCAGUUCAGCAGUCUGUUGCAGUUGAGGCUUCUCCAGCCCAUAUUUUGGCUGAUGAUGGCUACCGUUACAAAACCCACCGCCGCGUUGUGUUCCGUAGGAACCGACGUGAUGUAAGCCACUUGCCUUCCAGUGAGUACUUACCCCCAGGGCAAGAAGCUUCAGCUGUUGCACCAUUAAGUGAAUACUUACCUCCAGUUCAACAGGCUGCUCCAGCACCUCCUACAUCCUACGCACCUGUUUCAGUUGUAGUUGAGGCUUACCCAGCGCAUAUUUUGUCUGAUGAUGGCUACCGUUACAAAACCCACCGCCGCGUUGUGUUCCGUAGGAACCGACGUGAUGUAAGCCACUUGCCUUCCAGUGAAUACUUACCCCCAGUUCAUGAAGCUUCAGCUGUUGCACCAUCAAAUGAAUACUUACCUCCAGUUCAACAGGCUUCUUCAGCUCCUGCUCCAUCGUACACACCUAUUCCAGUUCCAGUUGAAGCUGCUCCAGCGCAUAUUCUGGCUGAUGAUGGAUACCGUUACAAAGCACGCCGACGUAUUGUAUACCGUCGUCAUUAGCAAAAGUUUAUUUAGCUCUUAAGAUAUUUUUGAGACUACAAUGGAGUAUUAAAUAUAAAU